AUGUUACGAGUACUGGAGAGAGUCGUUGAGACCCAUACUAAACUUGAAGUUUGGGGGUUGGUUACUGAACGGCUCCGAUCGAACUGCACCAAAUUGUUUAGAGGCGUUACUGGAGUCACUCCUACCGUGGCUGAGUAUUGGCUUGAGGAUACCAAGUACAUUAGGAACGACUUCAACUGUACGGCUACACAAAAACUUAGAGGAGAGAGGUCCGUAGUUGAGUACGAGGCUGAGUUUCUAAGAUUAAGCAGAGGAGCGAGUGUUUGUGCCUUAAGAGAAGUUAAGCCUACUGAACGUGAAAGAAAAGACCGAGAGAGAGCACAGAAUAAUGUGAGGAAAGAUUCAGGUCAUUCUGGUUUUGUUAAGUACCCCAAGAAAUGGGCUAGAGUCGACAAACCUUUUAGGAACGAGGCGUUAAUCGCUUCUAAUGUGACUUUGUACUGUGUUGAUUGCGGGAGAAGCCAUCCAGGUUUUACUCAUUCUUACAUAGCUAGUAUUGUAUCUGCAAGACUGAAUAUCUCUACUGAGUAUACUGCUAGCAAGGUUUCUAUGUUUAACAAAUACUCUGACUAUAUUUAUGGACCUGAUGAAUCGAGUGUUUCAUCCAUAUUUGAUCAGUUUGUAAUAGUGUUCGUCGAUGAUAUCCUCAUCUACUCAAAGACUGAAACUAAGCACGACGAUCAUCUUUGUCUCGUAUUACAAAUGCUUUGUGAAAAACAGUUGUAUGCUAAGUUUAGUAAGUACGAGUUAUGGCUGUCUGAGGUUGCCUUUCUGGGCUAUGUUGUGACCGCCGGGGGAAUACGAGUCUACCCCAAGAAAUUUGAGGCUGUAGUUGAAUGGUCUUGGGAGCAGCAGUUGAGCUUUGAGAAGCUUAAGUCCGUUCUGACACAAGCUCUUACUCUAAUUCGACCUGAACCGGGUAAAUAUUUUAUAAUCUAUAGUGAUGCGUCACAUGUCGGCUUAAGUUUCUUGCUAUAUUUUCUUACACCCAGCUUUUUUAAAAAAAGAAAAGAAAAGAAAAUAAUUGCAUCAUCACCUUAUGAACUAACCCUUGAUUGCAAACCACUCACUAGUUAUUCUAUGACAUUGAAAUCUUUUGGAGAUCAACAAAUGAAUGGUCAAACACAGAAGCUUGAACAUGUCCUUUCUCGUCUCGAAGAAGAACGCCUUAAGAUCGAUGCUUUCAAGCGUAAGCUUACCCUUUGCAUGCAACUUCUUGCCAAUGUUAUGAAGGCUUCAAGACAACAACUACAUGCAUACCGAGCAAAUCAAGGAUCAAAAGCAAUUUUUGAAGAAUUUAUACCCCUCAAUAACUCACACUCUGAGAACACUAAGAGAUUAGAAAACAUGUCUGAGAAAGCUAACUUGAUGAUAACUGAACAACUAUGGAGACAAACAGGAACCGAAAUGAAAUCACGAUCUUCAAUUGCAUCUCCGGCAAAAGCUGAUAUCGAUUUCAAUGUUGGUCCCAAGUUAGAUUUAGAUACCAAGGUGAGAAAUGGAGGAGCUUUCCUUCCGUUAUCCAAAGACCGAAACUCAUCAUCAUCUUGCGCUGGUCCGACUUUACAACCCCUCCCUGAUUUAAAACUUGCCUCUAUCAGUAAAGAUAUGGAAGAAAAUAAAUGCUCAAAGGCUGAAAAUGAUAACUUAGGCAAAGUAGGUAACGGCGGCGUUCUAAUUGAGCAAGGCAAAGGGAGCAGUAACACAAUUGAUGGGCAAACAACAACUAGUCAACCUGAUAGGAAGUCUAGGCGUUGUUGGUCACCUGAUUUGCAUGAGAGAUUUGUCAAUGCUCUCCAGAUGCUUGGUGUUCAUCAAGUUGCCACACCGAAACAAAUAAGGGAGUUGAUGAAGGUUGAAGGUUUGACCAAUGAUGAAGUGAAAAGCCAUCUGCAGAAAUAUAGGCUCCAUACAAGAAGGCCAAAUCUAAGUCCACAACCAGCUGGACCCCCAACGUCCCAGCUUGUAGUCCUAGGUGGUAUAUGGGUUCCAUCAGAAUAUGCAACUGCUGUAGCAAACACCAACAGCGCGGCUCUCACCCUGUAUGGUGCUCAUCACCCUCCACUGGCUCUCCAUUUACCACCUCACUUCUGUGCAUCACCGGUACCCCAAGAAUUCUACACUGCGACAACUAUUGCAACGCCGGCUCUUUCACAGCAGCUGCUCCACCACCAACUCCAUUACAAAGCCAAUUCACAAGCCCAUAGCUCACCGGAAUCUGACGUCAAGAGGACCGGAAACCACUCCGAAAGCAUUGAAGAUAACAAGUCUGAGAGCAGCAGCCGGAAAGGUGAGAGCGGUGACAACGGUAGCGAUAGAGAUCAGAGGAAAGGUUUAGGUGCAUUGACAUUGGGAGAAGAAGGUGAAGAAAGCAAUGGAUGUGAUAUCACUCUCAAAUUUUGAGAGUUUUUACGUUUAGUGCUUAGAGAUACUCCGUGUAUUUUUCUACAUAAUCAUAUGAUAUUAUUUUCAAAAAGGAAAAAUUAAUCUAAAUUUUUUUAUGUUAAAUAUGAAGAAA
Molecule: messenger RNA, 2518 nt
Organism: Gossypium arboreum
Lineage: Eukaryota; Viridiplantae; Streptophyta; Magnoliopsida; Malvales; Malvaceae
Product: myb family transcription factor EFM-like
Exons: 10
Coding region: 1-2403 (800 amino acids)
Biological process (GO): regulation of DNA-templated transcription
Molecular function (GO): DNA-binding transcription factor activity; DNA binding
Source: RefSeq, a predicted model, not a curated record